AUAAAAAGGGUUUUCUAAGCUGAAAUCUUCAUUAAAAACAGCAACAUUCUCAACAUGAAAGUUUUAUUUGCGGCUCUUGUUGUACUCGUAAGCCUGGCGAUGACGAAAGGCAAUACUAUAGAUAUAGGUUGGCAACUGAUGUGUAAAAUGAAAGAGGAGAAUCCUCAAAAAAUUAACGAGGUGAGAAAGUGCUUCCAAGAAAUGUUUCGUGGAAAGAAAGAAUGGUUUCCAGCUGCAAUUCGAGAGUGUGAAAGUUCAAAGUUUCCUAACAAGAAUCUGGCUGACUUCUUCAAAGUAAUGUGUAGCAAAGAAAAAGAAGCGGAUGCUCAGGAAGUGAGAAAAUGUAUGAAUGGGAAAUUUUUAGAAGCCCACGAGGAUUCAGAAUAUACUCUCACUGAAACGAUUAAGAACUGUUUCUGAAGAGCUUCAAAGGAUCGCUAACAGCUGACGAAGACCAGCAUCUACAUAUUACCUAUAAUAUAAUAAUCUGAAUCUCUCAUGGUUUCCUUUGGGGGGGGGGAUAUGUUUAACUCUCAUAUACCUUUAUCUCGAAAAUAAAACUCUUAUAAAGCAGCAAAA
This is a messenger RNA of Limulus polyphemus (Atlantic horseshoe crab), 579 nucleotides long. RefSeq lists its product as uncharacterized. The coding region runs from base 55 to 420 and encodes 121 amino acids. Lineage: Eukaryota; Metazoa; Arthropoda; Merostomata; Xiphosura; Limulidae. The record is from RefSeq and is a predicted model, not a curated record. The transcript is spliced from 5 exons.